Molecule: messenger RNA, 2039 nt
Organism: Photinus pyralis (common eastern firefly)
Lineage: Eukaryota; Metazoa; Arthropoda; Insecta; Coleoptera; Lampyridae
Gene: JhI-21
Product: Y+L amino acid transporter 2
Exons: 7
Coding region: 285-1769 (494 amino acids)
Biological process (GO): amino acid transmembrane transport
Cellular component (GO): membrane
Molecular function (GO): L-amino acid transmembrane transporter activity
Source: RefSeq, a predicted model, not a curated record
CAAAAAAUGCCAUUCGUUCAAAACGUUACUAGAAUUGGUGACGUGCACGUACUAAUAGCGAGUAAAUCGCACGCGUAUUAUUGCAAAAUACGUGGAUAUGAAACGGAAAUAAACUUUCAAGUUCGAGCCGGUGGCGCCUGCGUUUGAUGAACGCGGCAACGAGGUAUAUACGGAACGCGAGUGGUUUUACGUUAAUAUAGUGACACGUGCUGUCUACCGGUGGCUUCCGCAUGUGUUAAAUAAUGAAUUAAAGUUCGACUAAAUGCCUUAAAAAAACAUUCGCGAUGAAACCGUCGAACAGUCAACUAUCGAACGGCACUUCAAACAACAUCCAAGAAGUCAGCGAUGACAACGGAAAAGUUAAAUUGCAACGUAAGAUCACCCUACUGAAUGGAGUCGCUAUUAUAAUAGGAACAAUUAUCGGCAGCGGCAUUUUCAUAUCGCCCACAGGAGUUUUUCGAAGUACGGAAUCGGUCGGAGUAUCUAUUAUCGUAUGGUGUCUAUCGGGACUAUUUUCAACCCUCGGCGCGUUGUGCUACGCGGAAUUGGGUACCUCGAUUACACGCUCUGGAGGCGACUACGCGUACAUUUACGUAGCGUUUGGACCACUUGCGGGAUUCUUGAGGCUAUGGGUAGCACUUCUUAUUAUAAGGCCGACGACGCAGACAAUUGUUGCGCUCACGUUCGCACAGUAUGCCGCUAAACCCUUUUUUCCUGUUUGCGACCCUCCAGAGUCCGCAGCGAGACUUCUUGCCGCGGCUUGUUUGUGUCUGCUGACUGCAAUAAACUGCUUGAGUGUACGAUGGGCGAUGAGAAUACAGAGCGUUUUUACAUUCGCCAAACUAUUCGCUCUUGUGGGAAUUAUUUUGAUUGGAAUAUAUUAUAUGGGCGCAGGAGAAGUGAAAAACUUUGAUAACGCAUUCGAAGGAAAAUUUGGACCGAUUGACUUGGCCCUCGCGUUUUAUUCUGGAUUAUUUGCGUUCGGAGGCUGGAAUUACCUCAAUUUUGUAACCGAGGAGUUACAAGAUCCAUACAAGAAUCUUCCUAGAGCAAUCUGGAUAGCACUACCCACAGUUACCAUAGUUUACGUACUUGCAAAUGUAGCUUAUUUUUCGAUGCUAUCAAAAAGUGAAAUGCUGAGCUCGGCCGCUGUCGCAGUGACUUUUGGCAGUAAAACUAUAGGAUCGUUAUAUUGGGUCGUUCCCAUUUUCGUCGCGUUAUCAACUUUCGGUGGAGUAAAUGGAAUAUUAUUUACGUCGGCUCGUCUCUUCCUAAUUGGCGCGCAGGAGGGUCAUCUACCGCAAGCCUUUUCGCUAAUUCAUAUACGACGAAUGACACCCAUACCUUCAUUGCUAUUCACAUGCGCAGCGUCUCUACUGAUGCUGUUCGUUAGUGACAUAUUCGAACUCAUUAACUACUUCAGCCAGAUUCUGUGGUUCUCUGUCGCUGCUAGUAUUGCUGGAAUGCUGUGGUUGAGAUACAAGCAACCGAAUCUACCAAGACCAAUUAAAGUUAAUUUAAUUAUUCCGAUACUUUUUAUCGUUUGUUGCCUAUUUCUGGUUUUAUUUCCUAUUCCGUACAGUCCGAAGAAUAGUCUGAUUUGUUUAGCCAUAACCCUUUCAGGAAUUCCAGUUUAUUACGUCUUUAUCAAGUGGGAUAUUAAACUUUUAAGAACUUGUGCUUACACAAACAGAAUAACGGAAUUUUUGCAGCGCGCUAUGGAAGUAACCUUUUCCGAAGAAAUGGAAGGAAAGUUAUCUGAUAAAUGAUAUGCAUCAGCUAUGUUUGACCAGAGGGAUCAAAUUUAUACAUAUACCAAACUGGUUUCAUUAAUGGGUAGCAUAUGUGAGGCUAUGUUUUCGGCAUUAAAACAGUAUUUUUGUACUUGAUCUUUGACAUUAUGUUAAGUGUUUUUACAUGAUUUUUACGCUUACCAAUUUGGUUUAGUUUUACACAUUGUACUUACUUCUAAGUUUAGUUAAUAAUUAAUUUUAUAAAUGGUAGCCACAGUUUUGUAAUAUAUUCUUAAUGGUUGUGUC